UGCUGGCAUAUUUUCAAUUUCAACGCAGAAGGGCCAUAGCGAGGGCUACAGAGUACAGACAGUAGAGGAGGCAGCCUACCGUGGAGCCCUCUUCUCUGUCUUCUCUCCCCCGCCUUCGGAAGCUUCUGCAAAUUACGCACCUUCUCCAACCAUGCCAGCUUCUCCCUCCUUCCCUUCAGACACUCGCGGCAGGUGGAGGAAGCGAAAGAGAGACCCUCAAGUCUCCAGAAGGCACAAGCCCGAAGACGAAGACGACGAGGAAGAAGAGGAGGAAGAGCUCGAACUGGAAGAUGAGGAAGAGACCCCCACAAUCCCACAAUCGGGGCCGUCCGAUCCCGUCCCCGUUGCCCGAGAAAGCGAGGUCUUGUCGGACGGCGGAGUACGAAUCUCCAAUUUCCCCGUUGUGGUCAGGCACGCAGUGAAUCGGCCCCACUCUUCGGUGCUGGCAAUUGUUGCGCUGGAGCGAGCGCUUCAGUCCGGAGAUGCCAAGAAUCAGACGAACCCGAUCGUUUUGGAGAAUAUAUCGUAUGGGCAGCUGCAGGCGUUGUCGGCUAUGCCUGCGGAUAGUCCUGCUUUGGCAAUGGCGGAUCAGGACAGAGGAGAUGGUGGGGCUGCGCCCUUUGUCAUCACACCUCCGCAAAUCAUGGAGGGACGUGGCGUUGUGAAGCGGUUUGGGAAUAAUCGUCUUCAUGUGAUGCCAAUGCACGCAGAUUGGUUUUCACCAACCACGGUGCAUAGAUUAGAGAGACAGGUGGUGCCGCAUUUCUUCUCUGGGAAAUCUCCUGAUCAUACGCCCGAGAAAUACAUGGAAUGCCGGAACUGGAUUGUUGCCAAAUACAUGGAAAAUCCGCAGAAGAGGCUGUCAGUAACUGAUAGCCAAGAUGGGCUGUUUGGUAUUAGUAUUGAUGAUUUCACACGAAUUGCCCGGUUUCUUGAGCAUUGGGGUAUCAUUAACUACUGUGCUGCUGCUCCUAGUCGGAACCUUUGGGAUGUUGGGUCUUACUUAAGGGAAGAUUUCAGUGGUGAAGUUCGUGUGCCAUCAUCUGCUUUGAAGUCCAUUGACAGCUUGGUACAAUUUGACAAGCCCAAAUGCAGGCUCAGAGCUGCUGAUGUAUAUUCAUCAGGGUCAUGCCAUGGAAAAGAUAUCCCUGACUUGGACAGCAGAAUUCGAGAGAGAUUAUCUGAAAACCGCUGCAGUUACUGUUCGCAGCCAAUUCCAGUUGUGUACUUUCAGUCGCAAAAGGAGGUUGAUGUACUGCUAUGCUCAGAUUGCUUCCACGAGGGAAGAUUUGUUGUUGGUCAUUCAAGCAUAGAUUUUUUGAGAAUGGAUUCCAUAAAAGAUUAUGGUGAUCUUGAUGGGGAAUGCUGGACCGAUCAGGAAACACUGCUGCUGCUUGAGGCAAUGGAAAUCUACAAUGAUAACUGGAAUGAAAUUGCUGAACAUGUUGGCACCAAGUCAAAAGCGCAGUGCAUUCUUCAUUUCAUCCGUCUACCAAUGGAGGAUGGUCUUUUGGAAAAUAUUGAAGUACCUGGCAUGUCCAUCUCAACAAGUUCAUCAAACAGAGAGGAUCGUGGUAGAUCACAUUUAAAUACAAAUGGGAAUUCAGCAGGUUCCUGCAUCCAAGACCCUGAUUCUGAAAGUAGGCUACCUUUUGCAAAUUCUGGGAAUCCAGUCAUGUCCUUGGUUGCCUUUCUAGCCUCUGCUGUAGGACCUAGAGUUGCUGCAGCCUGCGCCCAUGCUUCCUUGGCCGUAUUGUCUGAAGAUGAUCCCUUGGCUGCUUCUGGAAAAAUAAUACAGAUGGAAGGAUCAGGGCAUUGUAAUAGGAUGAAUUUGGAGAGUAUGCAUAAUAAAGAAGGCUUACAUGGAGACGUUACAAAGUCAAAUCAGCAAAAAGAAGAGAACUUCGGAAUACAAGUUUCGUGGGUUCCAAAUGAUGUGGAGGUUGUUCCAUUAUCUGCUGAAAAAGUAAAAGCUGCUGCCAAAGCUGGUCUUGCUGCAUCAGCAAUGAAGGCAAAAUUGUUUGCUGAUCAUGAAGAACGUGAAAUUCAGAGGCUGUCUGCCAAUAUUAUAAAUCAUCAGUUGAAGAGAUUGGAACUGAAGCUGAAGCAGUUUGCUGAAGUGGAAACCAUGUUGAUGAAAGAAUGUGAACAGGUAGAAAGGGCAGGGCAGAGGUUUGCUGCUGAGCGGGCCCGUGUCAUUUCAACCAGGUUUGGGCCUUCUGGUAUCAAUUCGCCUGUGAAUUUACCUGGCGCAACCCCUAGCAUGGUUAACAAUGCUACUGCCAACAAUAGGCAGCAAGUCAUCUCAGCAUCACCUUCACAGCCUAUUGUUUCUGGGUUCAGCAACAAUCAACCAGUUCAUCCUCACAUGUCAUUUGUGCCACGACAACCAAUGUUUGGGCUUGGUCCACGUCUUCCCCUUGCUGCCAUAAACCCAUCCUCAUCGGCUCCUUCUCCUAAUGUCUUGUACAAUUCCCCAGGCAAUGCCCAGCCAACUCUCAGUCAUCAAAUGUCGAGGCCUGUGUCGGGGACAAGCUCUGGUUUAGGUUGAGAAAUCAAAGUAAAAAUUGGAAUUGCAUGGUUUUAUUCUACUAUCUUCUCUUUCUUCAGUGAGAAGGGCACUCUGACGUGGAUUGGCCAUGAAAUUUCAUCUGCCUCUUUUUUUGGUAGUUUUGAUUCUGAGAGAAUUUUCCCGGUGGCAAGUGAGGCAUGUUGUAAAGGCUGCAGCUGAGUUUUUAUCCCGCAGUUGACCUAGUUUAUCAAGCAAUGGCUCCUCAAUUAGUCGGUUCUUUCAAUGUUAUCUUCCUAUUUAGUUCUUUUUUAUUUUCUUGUCUUUAGGUGCCGAGAUGGAGUUGAACCUAUUCAAAGAUUUAGAGUAGUUGCUACUGUUGUACAGAUGAUUAAUGUGCAGGGAAUUAGAGCAAUUACUGUUUCACUGGGUGUUUUGAACA
Malania oleifera is the source of this 2951-nucleotide messenger RNA. RefSeq names its product SWI/SNF complex subunit SWI3C. Gene Ontology annotation, molecular function: zinc ion binding; protein binding. The record is from RefSeq and is a predicted model, not a curated record. NCBI's taxonomy places the organism in Eukaryota, Viridiplantae, Streptophyta, Magnoliopsida, Santalales, Ximeniaceae. The coding region runs from base 152 to 2551 and encodes 799 amino acids. The transcript has 9 exons.